AUGUCAGGCAAUAAAUAUGGCAACCUACCAGAUAUUGAUACAGAAACUCCAGACUUGUUCGAGUCUUCUGGUACCCUUCUUACACUACCACAGUCGUACACGGUUUUGGACACUUGCACUGACAGCAAUCAUUCCGAUGACUAUUCUGACAAUGACCAAAACAACAACGAUCCUGCUGAUUCGUCAGAUACUGGUCUUCACCAACUAGUUAGAGGUGGACCAACUCCUCUUCAGGCUUCUCAAAUGUUUCAUCAGGCCGCAGACAAGUCUUUGGAGUCGGACAACCGACAUCGUUUAAACAUGACAACCAAGCGUCGUGCACGCCACAACGACAGCGGAAUGCUCUCCAUUGCUCCUGCAUCGACUCCAAAUGAAUCGAUCUAUGAUACAUACAAGAGAUUGAUGAUUGAAGUAGAAAUGCUUUCUCAAAACUUGCAAUCUAUCAAACAACAGCCAUCAUCUGUUGCUUCGAAAGUGGAUGCAGAUUAUGUUGGACAUAAGGAUUUGCUGCAAAAAGUGUCAGAACUCAAAACUGAGCUUUUGACUAUUGCUAAUGAUCCUCAUCCGUCUGUUCUUGAACAAAUUGAUCCAGGAAGUACCAACAGAACUCAAACCAAAAAACUCAUUACUGCGAUUCAAGAAUUUAAAUCUUCAAGCAUCGAAGCCAGCCAUGACAGUAGCGCGACUCAUUCCACUACCGAUACCGUUCUUAAUAAUACCAAUUUAAUUACAUACGAACUGUUUUAUACUCCUAAAUUGGCAGCUGAUACACACAGGACCAAAGUGAUUGAACUUGAAUCCCGUUUAACCAACCUUGAGCGACUGAUUGGCACGCAUGUUAUUGAUCCAGCACAUAGUGUGCUUAAAGACGAUUUGCGCACAUCGCUGUUUCGCAACAGUUCUACGAGUACAGAUGAAGGCGGAGGUGGAGGUGGAACACUGAUUGGCGCGCUGGAGCGAAUUGAUCAUCGACUGUCGAUAUUGACUCAGCCUAGACUGCUUGAAGCAGUAUCGAGAAGAGUUCAAAUUCUACUUCCCGAACUUCACUUACUAAGUGAAGAAGCCAAGCGAGUUCAAAAUGAGUUACCUCAAUUGAAUCUAUCUGCCAACGAAAUUGGAAUGUUGGGAAUUGAGCCCGAAUCCAAUCCUGGCAAUCAAAAUGAUAAACCUAGUGUCGCUGUUGGUCACGAUCAUCCAGAUGCACGAGUGAGAUAUUUGUACACGACGUUAUCCCGGCUUGAGCCCGUGUCACAUCUACUCCCACAUUUGAUAUCCCGUAUGCGAGCAUUACAGAAUCUUCACGCCGAAGCAGCUGUAUUUUCUCAAAGUAUCUCCUCAGUAGCUGCAGAACAGAAACAUAUCAAUGGGAUAUCUAAAGGACUAGAAGAUGCUUUGAAACAAACACUGAUAAAUGUGAGAGAGAAUCAGACUGUUGUUGAACGCAAUGUGGUUGCAUUAGAUCAACGCAUCCAACGAUUGGUAGAUUUGAUUUCCAAGAAUAGUGGAGUAUAA
Batrachochytrium dendrobatidis JAM81 is the source of this 1512-nucleotide messenger RNA. RefSeq lists its product as uncharacterized. Gene Ontology annotation, biological process: mitotic spindle organization. The coding region runs from base 1 to 1512 and encodes 503 amino acids. Gene Ontology annotation, cellular component: cytoplasm; dynactin complex. The transcript has a single exon. The record is from RefSeq and is a predicted model, not a curated record. Lineage: Eukaryota; Fungi; Chytridiomycota; Chytridiomycetes; Rhizophydiales.